Solenopsis invicta (red fire ant) is the source of this 6449-nucleotide messenger RNA. RefSeq names its product Y+L amino acid transporter 2. The record is from RefSeq and is a predicted model, not a curated record. The coding region runs from base 558 to 2033 and encodes 491 amino acids. Gene Ontology annotation, cellular component: membrane. The transcript is spliced from 12 exons. Gene Ontology annotation, biological process: amino acid transmembrane transport. Gene Ontology annotation, molecular function: L-amino acid transmembrane transporter activity. NCBI's taxonomy places the organism in Eukaryota, Metazoa, Arthropoda, Insecta, Hymenoptera, Formicidae.
UCACCUGAUUUGUUGGAUAGUUUUUUUUUUUUAUUAGAAAAAAGAAGGCCUGACAGAGUCAUCUGGCAGUAUUGGAUAAAGUUGUUUUAAAUCACAGGUAGUGCCACCUUGCGCCGGCCAUUAGAAACAAAUCAGCUUCGAUCACUUGUCCAUGGAUGGCGCUAAAAUCUAUUUCUUCUCGCUUCAAACCAGGCAGCAUUCACAUCUCAAUUAUUCAAAAUUGUGAUUUAAUAUUUAAUAUUUUUAAAGAUGCCACUAUUAAGACAUCUUUUAGAUUUGCAGUUAGCUGCGUUCUGGAUUUUCUAUAAUUCGUAUAACAUAUCCUACAUGGAAAUCGGAACGUUUCAAACUUCAAAGGGGAAAUAUUUUUUGAGGAAUAACUUUUAUCAAUCGAUUCGUCCUUUUAUUUGCUUUUCUCGGAAAAAGUAAAAGGGAUAUAUGCUAUGUUAUCAUGAUGACGUAAGCAAGCCUCCUCCUCCUUUUCAAAUCGAUUUUCUGACGUCACUGAAGAACAUCUAUGUAACAGAAGUGUCUAAUUUUGCAACCAUUUAUAAAGAAUGUCGAAGUCAGGGAGCAUCAAAGAUGACGAGAAGGGGCCCUAUGAUCCGGUCCCUACCACCGAAAAGGCCAACGACGAGAUCAAGCUGGAGGCGAAAAUGUCACUUCUCAAUGGCGUUACCGUUAUCGUCGGCUCUAUCAUUGGUUCCGGCAUUUUCGUCAGUCCUACGGGCGUUCUCAAGUAUACCGGAAGCGUGAACGCAAGUCUUCUAGUUUGGACGGCUUCCGGAAUUUACUCCAUGAUAGGGGCUUACUGCUACGCCGAGCUCGGCUGCAUGAUUAAGAAAUCGGGGGCGGAUUACGCGUAUAUUAUGGAGACCUUCGGACCCUUCUUGGCGUUCGUCAGGCUGUGGAUCGAGUGCAUGAUAGUGCGUCCAUGCAGCCAGGCCAUUGUGGCCUUGACUUUCAGCAUCUAUGUUCUCAAGCCGCUUUUCCCGGACUGCAUGCCGCCCGACGAGCCCGUGAGAAUACUCGCCGUCUGCUGCAUAUGUAUUCUCGCUUUCAUAAAUUGCUGGGACGUCAAAUGGGCGACGAGAGUGCAGGACAUCUUUACGUAUGCGAAAUUACUCGCGCUUUUCGUAAUAAUCUUCACCGGAGCGUAUCAGCUUUUCACUGGACACACGCAGUAUUUCACGUUUGACAACAGCAACACGGAAGUCACGUCCAUAGCCCUCAGUUUUUAUUCAGGCCUGUUCGCUUACAACGGCUGGAACUACUUGAAUUUCAUAAUUGAAGAACUGAAGGAUCCCGUUAGGAAUCUACCGUUGGCCAUCGGCAUUUCGUGCACUCUCGUUACGAUCGUCUACGUCUUCACGAACAUGGCCUUCUACACGACUCUCAGCCCCGUCGAAGUGCUCGGUAGCGAAGCUGUGGCGGUGACGUACGCAAACCGACUGUUCGGCGUUAUGGCGUGGACGAUACCGGUUUUCGUGGCUUUAUCUACUUUCGGCGCGGUUAACGGCAUUUUACUUACAUCCUCGCGACUUUUCUACGCGGGUGCCUGCGAGGGUCAGAUGCCGGAAAUACUGACGAUGAUCCAAAUCAACAGGCUGACACCCGCACCCGCCGUAAUUUGCAUGGCCCUGCUGUCCAUGUUGUACCUGUGCUCUUCCAACAUUUUCAUGCUCAUCAAUUACGUCGGCUUCGCUACUUGGCUCAGCAUAGGCGUCUCCGUGCUGUGUCUUCCGUGGCUCAGGUGGAGCCAGCCGAAUUUGCUGAGGCCAAUCAAGGUGAAUCUCAUCUUUCCGGUCUUUUACAUCCUGGCCACUCUCUUCGUUACGAUUGUUCCAAUGUAUGCGAGUCCUGUUGAAACCGGAUACGGCUGUCUGAUGAUACUCACCUCUGUACCCGUCUACCUCGUAUUUAUCGCGUGGAAGAACAAGCCAAAAUUCUUCCAAAGGGCUGUCGUAAGCACGACGAGGAAGCUGCAGAGGAUAAUGCUGGUGGUCGGCAAAGCGAAACCCGCUCAGGUGUAAACAGUCAAGACGAUCCGGAUCGAGAUCGAAACAACGAAGACGAGGCUUUUCCGGUACCGGAAGUCGCGAAGGAUUUUCGUCGAUCUUCAAAUUGUAGUGGAUGACGACUGUCUCCUUCUUCUUUCGAGAAAGAAUACGAAUGGAAGCGAGAUCGGUUGACACAUCGGUUCUACAGAUCGACCGUAUUAUUCCCUCGACUCUUCCGGAUUGAAAAAAGAGCGUCCUAGAACAAGAGGCAGCCAUAUUGUGUCAGGACGCUGAAAGAAAAAUAGGACGAAACGGCUCGUCUUCCAUAUUCGGAUCUCGUCCUUGGCGAAUCCCCAUCAGGACCUGCCUGUCCAAUUAUGAAAUUUCAAAGCAAGGUUGUUGUCUCUCGUUCGAUUCCUCGGCGAAAGGCUGUACGUAACUAAUGACAUAACUGCACGCUUUUAAAUUAAUUAAUUUGAGUUAGCGUCGAAGCUUUCGCAAAGAUAAUUUAAAUAUAACCGAUAUAGCCAUUUUGUAUUAGUGCUGUCAAUAUGCAAUGUCUUUCUUUUUCUAUGCAACAAAUAUCUAAUAUUAUUAAUAUCUGAAUAAUUGUAAAUCUUCAAUUGCUCGGGUACGGAAGAGAAUUGUUAUAAAGAAGUUUACAAAACAAACCGAAUGUUGGGUAUUUCCAAAGAUUAUUGAGAUUAUCUGCAUAAAUACAAUUGAUACGUUUGAUUACUCGAUGCAAAUACUGAUAACGCUGUUAUGAUGUAUUACGAGGAACUUUUUAAAAUGUUAAUUAUAUCAUGUUUAUAAAUUCGACAUAUUCCGGCAUAUCGAGAUACCAUUUAUCGCCGUCGCGACAUGAAAAGGACUUUCAUCACGAUAAACUUUCAUUUAUUCAUUCUGCGAAAAUUAAGAAUAAGAAAACGCGGCGCGUUAUAAAAAUUUUACGAACCAAAUUUGAAUUCUAAAUGUCUUAAUUCUAAUCAUAUAUAUUCUAUAAUUUAAGGAACUAGUUUUAAAUUGAUCUUAAAUGAAGAAAUUCAUGUACGCGUGCGAAUUACAUUGAUCAUGCAAGCCUUCUUCCUCAAGUUAGAUUAAUUAUUAAGCGAGUACCUACAGGAGUGCUCGAUAAAUUAUUAUACGCGAUUCUAAUGUGUACUAUGAAUCAAAAUCGCGUCAAAGAUAUGUGUGUACUUCUAAAUAGCCUACAAGCAAUACACGUAUCGUAUUCGAAAUGGAGGAGAGAAAUAAUAUUGCGACCGUAGGUGUCGUCACGAUUAAUCGAGUUUUUUAAUUCAUUGAUUGAUCAAUCGCAUUAUGCAUCAAUUACAAAGUUGCAUUAGUGUAUAAUACAAUCAAUGAAUUAAAAAAUUUGUUAUAUCUUUCUCUAUGCGAUCAAAUGCGCUAGAAUUGCGCUAGAGGAGUUGAAUUAGAAAAUCCGACCGGUGUGCCAGAAAGAUUGAGAUAACGAUCAAAGUGUCAUUGUAAUUAAUUAAGCAUCUUAAGCUGUUAAUCUUACAAUUAGUCGUAGCGUUCGUUCGAUAGGCGAUGUUUGCUGUAUGUGUAUCGUGAUCCUCGUUGCCUCGUUAUUUCAACACUGUUAUGUAUCAUAUAGUUUUGGCACUCGGACGUAUUUGUAAUUGAACUCUAAACGAGAAAUCGUCCGUACAUACUGACAAACAUUCCAUACACUUACAGUGCCGCUUCUUUUCGUUUCCACACGCAUCCGUUUCGUUUUAGAUUAAAACUAGGGAUGCAAAUAUCCGGAAACGAUAUCAUUUCCAUAUACACAUUCCUAUAAAGAUGCUAUUUUUAAUAUAUCCGUGAAAACUUUUCUUUUUUGCAGAGAUAGCGUGACGUUUUCAAUUACUGAAACGUGCCGCAAACUCGCUGUAAGAAAAAAGACUUUAGAAAAUUAUUAAAGAGGGAAUAACGAAGAACUGUGAUUAAAUGUAAAUGCUAACAUGUAUAUUUUUAUGGUUUCAUUGAAAACGUUAUAAUGAGAAUAUCCGCAAAAUAUAACUAUAGAGAUUUUUGUAGUGCUAUGUUAAGAGAAUUUUAUGAAAAAGUCGAUUGAAUACCUUAUGAAAGUGUUAUAUUUUAUGAGCGAUUUCAAGCAACACAUCCGCUGCAAAAUUAUCUCCGCCUCUUAUAGAGAGAAUAUUUUGAUAUAUCGUUAAAAUAUCUUGCAUCCCUAAUAGAGAUCUAUAUACACGUGUGUGCCGAGAUUUAACCCUUCGUUAACGAAUCUUUGACGCCUUAUCUUUCCUUUUAUCAUUAAAUUAAUUCCUACACAGAAAAUAUUUUGUAUUUAUGUUAAUUCUUUAUCGAUCUGAGUCGUUUGAGAUACAGAUAAUUUUUCUUUUUUAUCAAUUCUGCCUUAAAUUUGGGCAUUUACAAAAAAAGUAAACAAUUUAAUAUUCAACAUUUCUUAGUAAUAAAAUAAUAUAUUUAAUAUUAAUUACUUACAAUUCAUUGCGUUUAAAAUGAAGAAACGAGGGGUUAAAAAUGCAUUUGUUACACGCUGGAACUCGACUAUCAACGCCGCAUAAUAUUUAUAUUUUACUGCCAUUGGUGAUAAAAUGCGUGUAUGUAUGUGUAUGUUUUCGUGCGAUUCAGACAAAAUGGGAGCAGUAAAGAACAGCAGCUUUUCGGAGACGUUCCACUUGCGUUUAAUGCGUGCUAAGGAGAAAUAGUGAUGUUUGCAGGCAAUUUAGAGGAUGGAAAGAUAAGCUUCACAAUUGAAAAUAUGGUAAUUUUUAGGAAAGUUUGUAAGUUUAUGCGCUUUUGAAAAAUUUUCAAAAAACAUUAAUAAUAAAACAAGUAAAAGUAAAGUUUAUUUUUUUAAUUUAACGAUUUACUUUUAUAAUAAAUUUAAUAUAAUACAUAUUCUUUUAUUCUUUUGAUAAAUUAUUGUUAUUAUCGCAUGAACUUACAGACGUACGAAAUUAUAAUUAACAAGAAAUAUGGUUAUUAAAGUUUUAAAAUCUUCAUACCUGACAUUAGUCGAGAAAAGAAAGAAAGGAAAGUUUCGCCCGUCAUCGAUUGUACAGAAAUGCAUUUCUGUUGACAGGAUUAAACAGUGUGCACGUCGUUCGAUCUUUGGGCGCGUCUGUGCCUCUCAAGAUGUGAUUAUACUUAAGUCUCAAUUUUUUUGUAUACGAAUAUGUAACAACGUUUAAGAUGCUCGGAACAAUGGAUAAAAUUUCGGUUUCGACUUUAUUCUAGAAGUGGGCCAUUCCCUUAUAGUCUUAAUUAUUCCGGCAGAACGUCUUUUUUAUUCGAUACAACAGUUAGCGAUAUUGUUAUUGUAUAUUUUGCACCAUUAGAACUUCGUCUCUAAGAGAACGGAAGAUAGUCCUGGAAAUACAUCGUUGCACAUAUCCGUAGCAGAGUUGUUCUAGGACCAAAAAGCGUGUUUUUUACAGAAUAUUCAUGAAACGAGAUCUCGCCUAAUUGAAGGAUCAUCCUAGCUUUCUACAUAUAGUUUUAGUUGUCGUAUUUAAAGAGGCAGCUCGGCGAUUCGUCCUCCUAAAAAUUAGAUAUUUAAAUUAGAAUGCGUAGUUGUGACAUAGCGUAAAAUACAGUUAUUACUGUCGCGAAUUUUCUUGGCACGCAAGACAAUAACUUUCUUUUGCGAAAUUGAAGACGCAAGCGUGUCUUCAUUAAUCGAAAAGCGGAUCGUCGACACUGCUCUCUCGCUCGAAAUAAUAAUUUCAUUGUUCUUCGUCACAUUUUAUUAUAUUUUUACGAAGCAUGUUUCGAGAAUCAUAAAUAUUCAUCAACGCUCUUCAGGAUGCCUGCAGGCGCGGAAUUUACGUAAUGUAAAAUAGCGAAACUACCGGAUUUUAUAAUUACUUUUUAAAUAAACGUCCUCGAUUAUGCCAAAUAUUUAAAAUUCCGUGCCAUUUCUAGCCAUUAAAUGUAUAUUUGCUAAGUCUUUGAAUUAACGUUUACGAACAUCAUUAAUAACAUUUUACGAAAAAGUAAGGUACGCGCUUAACAAAACUUUAAAUAUCAUUAAAUUCAUGACAUCAAUUUUGAUAGAAAAUAUUUAAUAUAAUAAUAAACAGGUGCCAGCAGGCAUUCUGACUCGUGACAAUAAUGCAUCAAUGGAUUGGUCGAUGAUAAAAUUAGGUGAGAAAGAGAGCGAAAGAGAGAAAACGGCGAGGAAGAAUUUAUUAUUAAUAUGUGAGUGCAUCUUUUAUAUUAAUUUUUGUGUUGAAACCCGUAAAACAAGUGCAUUCGAGUCGAUUUUGAGAGAUUGACUUAUCGAUUAACUUAUCGAAUUUGAAGCAUCAUUAUCUCGCGUUACAGAUUAACAAUCAUGCGAAUUAAGAACUGUAGCUUAGGAUCUGAGCACGUAAAGAAAUGGAACAGAGAGAAAAAAAUAUAUAUAUGUAUAAAGAGCGAAAUGUGACAAUAUACUAUAUUGUGUAAUUA